Molecule: messenger RNA, 1152 nt
Organism: Diospyros lotus (date-plum)
Lineage: Eukaryota; Viridiplantae; Streptophyta; Magnoliopsida; Ericales; Ebenaceae
Product: protein SENSITIVE TO PROTON RHIZOTOXICITY 1-like
Exons: 1
Coding region: 35-1000 (321 amino acids)
Biological process (GO): response to aluminum ion; response to acidic pH
Source: RefSeq, a predicted model, not a curated record
AAAUCAGCUUAAGCUUCGGAAUCUCCUGCCAAAGAUGUCAAACUCCUCCCACUUCUAUGCCGACGGGCAACCUCUGGAGGCUUCCGGCGACCCUCUGAUCAAUCUCUCGGCCGUCCGCGACAGGAUGGAUUCACUGCAGCGAUUCCUUGCCGGGACGGUCAACGCCAACACCCUCAUCGAACGGCACCAGAUGGCGAUGGUCUCCGCCGAGAUCUCCUCGGCCAUCCGCCAGGUCAUCGUCAACGGAGCCGCCCUCCUCUCCUCCACCCAUCCAAUAGAUUACCCCACUCCAGCACAUCCGAAGGGCCCAGAAAAUCCGGGCGGCGAUGUUUCGGAGACGGGUGAGGAUUGGGAGAUCGUGGAGCUCGACGCCGUGGAGUUGCUUGCCGAGCACGUUCACAUCUGCGACGUCUGCGGGAAGGGGUUCAAGCGGGACGCCAAUCUGAGAAUGCACAUGCGGGCGCACGGCGACCAGUUCAAGACGCCGGAGGCGCUGGUGAAGCCGGAGAGGUGUCCUCCUAGCGAGAGGAAGAAGAGGUUUUCGUGCCCCUUCGUUGGGUGUAACCGGAACAAGCAGCACAAGAAAUUCCGGGCACUGAAGUCGGUGAUCUGCGUGAAGAACCACUUCAAGAGAAGCCACUGCCCCAAGAUGUACACUUGCCAGCGCUGCAACAAGAAGACGUUCUCCGUGGUGGCGGAUUUGAAGUCCCAUCUCAAGCACUGUGGCGAGUCCAAGUGGAAGUGCUCGUGCGGGACGAGCUUCUCCCGCAAGGACAAGCUGUUCAGCCACGUCGCCCUCUUCGAGGGCCACAUGCCGGCGGUGGACAAGGAAGAAGAUAAAUCCCACACGCCGCCUCCGCCGGCGGCUGAGGAUGGGUUUUCCGACGAACUGUUUGAUGGGUUAGGAGCAAUGGAGGACUAUGACGUGCAGGACUUGAUGGAGAUGUGGGGGUCCCCUAAGCGCUUAGAUUUUACUUACUCGGACGACCUUUUUCUUUAGCAUCAGCCCCCACAGUUAUAGCUUCCUCCUGAUUAAUAGUUGGGAUUAUGAAAAAUUUUAAAUAUCUUUAAUAAUUCUUUGUUCUCGUGCAUUUUUAAAGAACAUUUAGUAAUAAUAAAUUACAAUCUCUCAUUCUUGAGAGACUCUGUUUA